AUGGCGAGCUCCGCCAUCAGGCCGCGCGUCUUUCUGGACGUCCAUGUCGCAGAGGAACCGGCUGGAAGACUGGUUGUGGAGCUCUUCGCCGACAAGGCGCCAAAAACAUGCGAGAACUUUCGCGCCCUAUGUACAGGCUCCAACCCGACAUUGACCUACAAGAUGUCGCCCAUUCACCGUAUAAUCGACGAGUUCAUGAUCCAAGGCGGGGAUAUUACAAAAGGCGAUGGCACUGGCGGAGACUCAAUAUACGGCGGAGAAUUCGACGACGAGAACAUUGGUUGGAGGGAAAUUGAUACAGCAGGCUUGGUCUGCAUGGCCAAUCGGGGGAAGAACACGAACAGUAGUCAAUUUUUCAUUACCCUAGCUCCUUGCCCACACCUCAAUGCCAAACACACUGCCUUCGGACACGUCGUCUCAGGCCAAGCCGUCCUCGAUCGCCUGGCUGCACUCCCCGUGGACAAGAAUGACAGACCCACUAAGCCCGUACUGAUCGCCAAUUGCGGCGAACUCGAGCGGCGCAAAAAGGCUCCCACCGCAGCAACCUUAGCGGUCAGGCUCCCCAUCCCGCUCUCCAUCGACCUCAGGAGGACACAUGCGGCGCUCGGCAUCGCGACACCACCAUCGGCACAGAAAAUCUCGCCGGUCCAGCUCAACCUCUCGGUCGCGGUCGCGGUCGCGCUCCCCUCCCCCACCACGGGCGAAAGACCGCCGCCGCAGUGA
This is a messenger RNA of Coniosporium apollinis CBS 100218, 723 nucleotides long. RefSeq lists its product as uncharacterized. Gene Ontology annotation, molecular function: peptidyl-prolyl cis-trans isomerase activity. Bases 1 to 723 code for a protein of 240 amino acids. The transcript has 4 exons. Gene Ontology annotation, biological process: protein peptidyl-prolyl isomerization. NCBI's taxonomy places the organism in Eukaryota, Fungi, Ascomycota, Dothideomycetes. The record is from RefSeq and is a predicted model, not a curated record.